UGUACUAGGUCAGCUGACUUAAGAAUGUACAAGUUACAAAACAUUUCAAUCGGUAGUUCACGAGCUUGACUAACAGGACAACAAAAGCGGAAAUUACUCGUAUAACUUUACCUUUGCUGUAUGUAGUCACCAAGAUACCUCUGUGAAUGGAUCCUACUCCUACAACUACUCCUACCACCACCACGGCAACGUUGCCAAGCGACUGCGAGACUGGGACGAGUUCUUAUUGGAGCUGGUGGCCUUCCUGGCGUCCAACAUCCAUGUCCCUUUUGAAGGCUACAGAGAGCAAGAUUCUUACCUGUAUUCAAAAUAAUCUCUGGGCAAGGUUUGUGACACUUCCAAACCAGGAUCGAAUAUGGACGCUAACCCUUACAAACAAAAUGCUUUCAAAAUCUGUAGAGCAAGAUGUUAAAAUUCCGCUGGUAAUGGUCCAUGGUUUUGGAGGCGGGGUAGGCCUUUGGAUUAGGAACCUCGAUGCCCUGAGCCGGUCACGACCAGUUUAUGCCUUUGACCUCCUUGGCUUUGGUAGGAGCUCCAGACCUUCUUUCCCAUCUGAUGCAGUCAAAGCCGAGGAGCAGUUUGUUAACUCCAUAGAGCAGUGGAGGCAGUCUGUAGGUCUGGAGAACAUGAUUCUGUUGGGCCAUAGCCUGGGCGGUUAUCUUGCUACAUCCUAUGCCAUCCAAUACCCCUCGAGAGUGUCCCAUCUUAUCCUGGUUGAUCCUUGGGGUUUCCCCGAGAGACCACAGAUCCAGAGCCAGGAAAUCCAGGGUAACUCCACAGAGUUGGUAAAGAGACCAUCUCCACCUCGCUGGGUGAAAGCAAUUGUUUCCGUAGUUUCCCUCUUCAACCCGCUGGCUGUUAUCAGAGCGGCAGGCCCAUGGGGUCCCGGAUUGGUGAACCGAUUUCGUCCGGAUUUCAAAAGAAAAUUUGAGGAUUUGUUUGAUGAUGACACAAUGACGCAGUACAUCUACCACUGUAACGCUCAGCCUCCCAGUGGCGAGGUAGGUUUCCGGGCCAUGGCUGAGUCUCUGGGUUGGGCCAAGAGACCUAUGCUCCAGCGGGUCCAUCUCCUACCCAGCUCCAUGCCACUAACCAUGCUGUAUGGGGCCCAGUCAUGGGUAGAUAGUUCCUCUGGGGACCAAGUGACCCAGGUUAGGAGCCCUGCUCGCACCAAAGUGCUGCUAAUACAUGAUGCUUCUCACCACGUAUAUGCUGAUCAACCAGAGAAGUUCAACAGAGUGGUAGAAAACAUAUGCAACUCCGUUAACUGAAUAUAGUUUAUUUGUAUGUACUAUAAUUCUUGAAGCCAAAUUCAGAAGGUUUCUGCAUGUGCAAUAGUGAGCUUCUUAUGUGAUAAUAUAUUUCCUGUUCUCAUAUUUGUAAUUUAUUCAUAUAUAAUAUCAGUACUCUGUUGUUAUUAUUAUUAUUAUUAUCUUUUUUUUUUCCAAGACAUACACUGUAUUCAGCUCCUGUAGCAGCAAAUUAUAAUGUAGCUGUUCCUUUGCUUGAGUUAGGCAUAAGAAUAGAUUUGGAAAAUUACUGUUAUAUAUGACAUUUUGCUAUGUAAAAAAGUGCUUUAUGUAUAAAAUUUUGGUUUUGGAAAUUGCUAAAGGUCAAAUUUUGCUUGUGACUGAAAUUUGUACUAAUAAAACAAUUUAUUUUUUAUUUGUGAAGAUAAAAACAUUAUAUUAAAUAGUUUCAUCAAUAGCACAGCAUCAUCUAUAGUUGAGUAUCAUUGACUAUUUAUUUAUUUAUUUAUUUAUUUAUAUAUAGCAGUAAUCUUUGCAACGAUUGCUUGCAUUCAUGCUUUUUCGUCAUAUUUUUCUUCCUAUAAAUGGUUGAUUACGCACAAGCCUUAAGAGAUUUGUUGUUAUUGAAGCUACUGAAAUUUUGCGAUUUUAUCAUCCACCACUAGAUUGCAGUGGCAUGCUUCAUGCCGGUUCGGCUGCGUUUGUUUUGAGGACUGGUGACUUGGGGGAAAUCUUUUCAUGGACACCUUCUAAACUAUGCAUAGAAGGUAUCUGCCAUCUUUUUUUUUUUUUGCA
Molecule: messenger RNA, 2045 nt
Organism: Corythoichthys intestinalis (scribbled pipefish)
Lineage: Eukaryota; Metazoa; Chordata; Actinopteri; Syngnathiformes; Syngnathidae
Gene: abhd4
Product: abhydrolase domain containing 4, N-acyl phospholipase B
Exons: 8
Coding region: 147-1271 (374 amino acids)
Biological process (GO): lipid homeostasis; phosphatidic acid biosynthetic process
Cellular component (GO): lipid droplet; mitochondrion
Molecular function (GO): lysophosphatidic acid acyltransferase activity; phosphatidylcholine lysophospholipase A1 activity
Source: RefSeq, a predicted model, not a curated record